CGACCACCGGGAGACAGCGUUAGAGCAGUCCAACUCAGACCCACGUCUAUCUUUCCCCCGUUGAAUACUCUCUUGUCAAAAUGCGCUCUACCUUGUCUCUUGCAGUGGCGUUUCUGCCAUUCACAAUCCAGGCUCAGCAAACCCUGUGGGGACAAUGUGGUGGUCAGGGCUACUCCGGUGUCACCAGCUGUGUGGCUGGGGCAACAUGUUCAACUGUGAAUGAAUUCUAUGCUCAGUGUACGCCAGCGGCAGCCACGGGGUCUGCCACUACCUUGAAGACAACAACAACUACCACUGGUGCAGUGACGAAGACGACUACUGCUACUACUACCACUAAAACCUCGAGCGGCACAGCCUCGACGACUACUGCGGCCAGCGCGAGCGGCAACCCGUUCAGCGGGUUUCAGCUUUACGUGAACCCAUACUACUCGUCGGAAGUGGCGUCUCUGGCCAUCCCAUCUCUGACCGGUACUCUUUCAUCGCUCCAGGCGGCGGCAACCGCUGCAGCCAAGGUGCCUUCUUUCGUGUGGUUGGAUGUUGCUGCCAAAGUGCCUACCAUGGCCACUUACUUGGCCGACAUCAAAUCCCAGAAUGCUGCCGGAGCCAACCCCCCCAUCGCCGGCCAGUUUGUGGUAUACGACCUCCCUGACCGCGACUGCGCCGCCCUUGCCAGCAACGGCGAGUACUCGAUCGCGGACAAUGGUGUUGCAAACUACAAGGCCUACAUUGAUUCCAUCCGCAAGGUUCUCCUGGAAUAUUCGGAUGUCCAUACUAUUCUAGUGAUUGAGCCCGACAGUCUCGCUAACCUGGUGACGAACCUCAACGUGGCCAAAUGUGCCAACGCUCAAAGCGCCUACCUCGAAUGUACAAAUUAUGCGCUGACUCAGCUUAACCUGCCAAACGUGGCUAUGUAUCUUGACGCCGGACACGCCGGCUGGCUCGGCUGGCCCGCGAACCAGCAACCCGCGGCCAACCUGUACGCAAGCGUCUACAAGAACGCCAGUUCCCCGGCUGCGGUGCGCGGCCUUGCCACCAACGUCGCCAACUACAACGCCUGGACAAUCUCCUCCUGUCCCUCCUACACACAGGGAAACAGCGUCUGUGACGAGCAGCAGUAUAUCCAUGCGAUUUCCCCGCUUCUACAGGCGCAGGGCUUCAACGCCCACUUCAUCGUCGAUACCGGCCGCAACGGCAAGCAGCCCACGGGCCAACAGGCAUGGGGCGACUGGUGCAACGUCAUCAACACCGGCUUCGGCGUGCGUCCGACCACCAACACCGGCGAUGCGCUCGUCGACGCCUUCGUCUGGGUGAAGCCCGGCGGCGAGAGCGACGGCACCUCCGACAGCUCGGCGACGCGAUACGACGCCCACUGCGGGUAUAGCGAUGCCUUGCAGCCGGCCCCCGAAGCAGGUACUUGGUUCCAGACCUACUUCGUGCAGCUCCUCAAGAACGCCAAUCCGGCGUUCUAG
Aspergillus homomorphus CBS 101889 is the source of this 1469-nucleotide messenger RNA. It is a transcript of the gene cbhC, whose product is annotated as putative cellobiohydrolase. Bases 81 to 1469 code for a protein of 462 amino acids. The record is from RefSeq and is a predicted model, not a curated record. Gene Ontology annotation, biological process: cellulose catabolic process. The transcript has 7 exons. Gene Ontology annotation, cellular component: extracellular region. NCBI's taxonomy places the organism in Eukaryota, Fungi, Ascomycota, Eurotiomycetes, Eurotiales, Aspergillaceae. Gene Ontology annotation, molecular function: cellulose binding; hydrolase activity, hydrolyzing O-glycosyl compounds.